ACCAUGUCGCCGCAACCAUACAAGUCACCGUGUCGCUAUUGAAUAGCAUGGAAUUAAACCUUCUUCAGUGUAUAUGUUUUGUGUGUGUCAUUUUUAACCCUAUUAUAACCGCGGUAUAUAACAGAAAUUUUGGUUAUUCCCUUGGAUUUGAUUACAUUUUGGUACCGGUGUUCAAGACUACAAGAUGUUGAACCAAUACUAGCUGUAAAAUGAUUCUUAUGAUAAAAAACAAACCUCCCAUAACAGUAUUUCUAAUUUGUUUAUUUUUGAUUGUGAUAACUUUGUUCUAUUUUGUUUAUUACAUCCGAACAGAAGAACUUAUUCCAGAUAGUGAUAAAAACAAUGAAUGGUCUGACUUGUUAGAACAUUUCAACAAAGAGAAAAGUUGUAUUAGCAAUAACAUAGAACAAGAAUUCAACCAUAUAUAUGAUGAUUCAGUACCAUUGACCACUGUGUAUACAUCUUUAAGUAUAGAUGUAUCUAAACUAUUCAAAUAUAGUAGGGUAGAGGGUAUAUUGUCUUUAACUGAUUGGGUACCAAGAUGUCCUAAAGAGAAGGUUUAUAGUACAUUGAAAAUAAGAUUCAGUCUACCAGAUAAUACAAAAAAUUUUACAGAAGUAUGUGCUGAAAUCAUUGGUCCACAAGAAUACUUACCUAUGUUUUCAAAGCAGAGUUGUAGUUUAAAUGAUGCAAAAAAAAACAAGGAAAAAAAUGGAUAUCUAACAGCAAAAGUUACAAGGCAAAUAGAUAAUACAUUUUGUCAUGGAGGAAUACUAGUAAAAUUGCAGUUCAAUACAAAUAUUGAAAAAAGUAGUUUUGCAAAUUACUUGAGUAAUGCUGAGAAAAAUGUGAUCUAUGUACAUCUACUGUGGGCAAGUUGUCUGCUGUCAUUCCUCACCAUAUGUAUAAUUGUAUAUGCAUAUUUGUAUACUGAAAAACAGAUAGAAGGUUAUGGAGAAAAAUAUAAAAAUUUUAUAAGGAAAUAAUUUAUUAGAACAAUAAUUGUGUAUAAAAGUAAAAAAUGUAUAAACAUUGUUUAAG
Molecule: messenger RNA, 1041 nt
Organism: Acanthoscelides obtectus
Lineage: Eukaryota; Metazoa; Arthropoda; Insecta; Coleoptera; Chrysomelidae
Source: the annotation of a GenBank genome assembly